AUGGCAACGCCGCCUGCAUUCGGGAAACAGGGACUGUUGAGGCCUUUGGUCAUGGAGCCUUGCUCCGGCUUCUACUGGGAUCCGGUGCUGGUCCUCGACUUCAAAGGUAUGUACCCUUCCCUCAUUGUGGCUCACAACAUCUCCUUCGACACCUGCUUGGGUCAUUUCAGGCGCACCCUACCCGGGCCCCGCUGCCAGAUGGGAGUUCGUACCGGCUCCUGGCCACUGGGUGACGGUGGUGCCGCUUCUGCAGCGGGGUUCUCGGGGAUGCGGGGCUGGGAAGUGGGUUUCACAGCGCUGCACAGCGCCGUUAGAAGUGUAGCUGCUCUAUCCCGGCGCGUGAGAACGGGUAUUCGAGUCUUCCCAAAGCGGCCAGCGGUAGGCUCGGUCCUCGAAGAGCCCAGCAGCGAUUCACCCGACCGGAGCAGGUGCCUGCAGUUGCCUUACCUGGAUGGUGAAGUCGUUCGGAUUGCUGUCACCAAAUUCGCGAAGGGCUGCUCCGACGACUUUCGUGUGGAAUCUGCAGAGCGAAGGUAUCGUUUGGGUGGGGCAGACGCCGACUUCAAAAUCAAGAAGCAUGCCCACAGCGUGCGGCUGUCCGCUGGGAUUUUCUACAUUGCCUUCACAUUGCAGCUGAUAGUGUCGGCGGGAUCCGACCGGCUAAUCCCUCCGACAGCAGAGCUGAACACAAGCAGAGUCCACAACUUGGGCCUGAUCUUCGUCAAGAUUCGGCCGAUUCGAGACAAGCUCGACUCGGCGAUGGUUGCAGCGGGGCUGGGGCUGACCCAAUUACGGACCGAGCCGCGUCACUUCCUGAUCGCAGUGCUGCGAGGAGCUGAUACGGACAUGGAAUCUUUUGUGACGAAGAGCGGAAAGACUGGGGCAGUCAGGAUCGCACAUGCCGCCCUGGAGAAUGCUUUGCGGAACGUUGCAACCGGACAUGUCGCACCAGCCGUUCUGCAGCUCCGCGCGGAGACGAAGCGCCUCGCCAAGCAGAGCUCCACCUCGCCAGCCAUGGCAAAGCGCCUGGAGCACAAGCAGUUUGCCCUGAAGUACUUCGCAAACGUGACCUACGGCUACUCCUCGGCGUCCUUCAGCGGUCCCCCAACAACGCCCCUCCAUUUUGGCUUCAAGCAUUUGCAGCUCAAGUCCCCGCCUCUUCGAUCUCCAAAGCCUUGUGGAGACCUGGCAAUGACAGGAAAGCUUCCCGCAUCUGCGUCCAGCAAUGGAGUGGCGGUCACCUUCAACAAGCUCACUUACUCCGUGCCCGUGAAGAAGUCCAAAGAGAGAUAUGCCAUUCUGAAGGCUUUCCAGCCAGGCCGGCUCACCGCACUGAUGGGCCCCAGUGGUUCCGGCAAGACCACCUUGAUGGACAUUCUUGCCGGUCGCAAAAGCGGCGCCGGUCAGAUCGAUGGUGAGGUCCUCUACGGAGGCAGUGCCGCUUCUGCCGGGGUGCUCAAGCAUCUGACUGGCUACGUGGAGCAGUUCGAUACCCUGCUUGGCGAACUCACGGUCGACCAGAUGCUUAUGUACACAGCCGAGAUGAAGCUCCCUCGUUCCUUGCAGAAGGAGGACAAGCGGAAGCGAGUGGAUUCCGUGAUCAGUCAGCUGCGCCUGGAGAAGUGCCGCAACACCGUCAUCGGCAAUGUGCUACGACGAGGCAUAUCCGGUGGCCAGGCCAAGCGUGUGAACGUCGCCCUCUCCUUGAUCUCGCAGCCUUUGGUGGUAUUCUUGGACGAGCCCACCUCUGGACUCGAUUCGAAGAUGGCAAAUGAGGUGUGCUCCAUCUUGAAGGAACUCGGCAAGGAAGGCUAUACAAUCGUGGCCACCAUCCAUUCCCCGACAAGCUAUGCCUUCUCCCUGUUCGACGACCUCAUGAUGCUGCAGGCUGGAGGGGCCAUGGUCUAUGCCGGCAGGGUGGCUGAUGUGAAAUCGCACUUCGUCCACUGCGGCUAUCCUUUCCCGGAAGAGCAGGGCUAUUCCCUACCAGAUUGGCUGGUGGACACCACUAGCGGAGCUACUGGCUCACUCACAGAUGCAGAUGGUGCAGAGGACGGCGCUGCGGCCACUGCAGACUUCUCGCAGCUCUGGCUCAAGAGCCCUGCCAGCGAGGCCUAUUCCAAGGAUCUGAACGAGACCUUUGAGAAGCUGAAGGCCGAGCCACUGUCGCUGAAGACUCUGCCAACUUCCGGGCCUGGACAGUUGCAUGCUCUGAAGACCUUGCUGUCAUACCGCAUGUCGACUCACUACAAGGACGGGGAGUUCCUGGGCCCGCGCUUCGGGGACAAGAUCUUCAUGGCACUCCUCACACUGUCUCUCUACUGGGGCAUUGGCAGCAAGAGCGACGCGCAGAGCAUCCAAUCAACCGCGGCGCUGCUGUUUUUCGUGUGUGCCCUCUGCGGCUAUGGAGCUGCGGCCUAUGUCCCUUCUUUGACGCUGGAGCGAGCCCUCUUCUACCGCGAGCGUGCAGACGGUCUUUACACCGGUCUGACAUACUAUGUCUACAAAUUUAUCGAGGAGGCAGUGCUGUGCGUACUCACGAGCUUGGUCUUCACCAUCUCCGUUUUCUACGCCAUGGACCUGCAGGGAAGCCUGGCGAUCUUCACUGUGGCCUACUUCCUCACUGCCAUGGUGGGCAUUGUCCUGGCCUAUGCCGUGGCUGCCGUGUCACCUAACAUGGAGGCCGCCAACGCCCUGCUCCCAACCUAUGUCACUACAUGCCUGUACUUCGGUGGGCUCUUCAUCGUAUUCAACAAGAUCCCAGUCGGAUGGUACUGGUACUCCUGGACAUCCUUCAUGAGGUAUUCUUGGGCGGUGCUGAUGCUCAACCAGUUCAAGGAUUCGGACCUUGGAAAGUUGCAGGUCUUCUUUGAGGACGGACAGCCAGUGACCAUUUUGGAGUUCUAUGGCAUGGAUGAGGGCAUCAUGGCCGACACGGGUUCGAUGGUAGGCAUCUUGGUGGGCCUCUUGUUCUUCUUUGCCAUUCUGGGUGCGCUGGCAGUGACCUUCAUCUCCCAUGUGAAGCGGUGA
Symbiodinium sp. CCMP2592 is the source of this 3030-nucleotide messenger RNA. NCBI's taxonomy places the organism in Eukaryota, Dinophyceae, Suessiales, Symbiodiniaceae. The record is from the annotation of a GenBank genome assembly.